Messenger RNA from Helianthus annuus (common sunflower), 1734 nucleotides. RefSeq names its product patellin-3. The coding region runs from base 62 to 1516 and encodes 484 amino acids. The record is from RefSeq and is a predicted model, not a curated record. NCBI's taxonomy places the organism in Eukaryota, Viridiplantae, Streptophyta, Magnoliopsida, Asterales, Asteraceae. The transcript has 4 exons. Gene Ontology annotation, molecular function: lipid binding.
AUUCUCCUCACUUCUAUACCCUUCAAGAAGAAAAACACUCAUUUCGAUACUAACUUCAAAAAUGGCCGAUGUAAAUCUCACCACCACAUCUCCACCGGAACUCCCGGCGGAGCCACCCACUUCCUCCCACCCUCCACCACCACCACCACCCCAAAACCAAGAAACCCCAUCUUCACCACCACCACCACCCCAAAACCAAGAAACCACCUUUCCACCACCACCCACAACCACCACCACCGCCACCACCACCGCCACCAUAGCUGACGUCAUCGAACACCCAGAAAAACCCACAUCAACUGACCCCACCACCACCACCAAAACCCCAGAACCCAUGCCUUCUUUCAAAGAAGAAAGCAACCAAAUCAAAGAUCUUUCACCCUCACAACAAAAAUCACUUCAAGACUUCAAAACCCUAAUCCAAGAUUCCCUCACCAACACCAAAGAUUUCGCCUUUUUGCAAAAACAAAACGAACCCAUUUCAGAACUCUCAAUUUGGGGCAUACCCAUCUUGCAAGACGACCGAACCGACGUCGUUUUACUCAAGUUCUUACGAGCUCGAGACUUCAAAGUCAAAGAUUCCUUCACAAUGCUUAAAGAUACCCUCCAAUGGCGGGAAACAUUUGAUAUUGAAUCUUUAUUGGAACAAGACUUUGGGGAUGAUCUUGAAAAAGUUGUGUUUAAUCAUGGGUUUGAUAAAGAGGGACACCCAAUUUGUUACAAUGUGUAUGGUGAGUUUCAGAAUAAAGAUUUGUAUGAGAAAACAUUUUCUGAUGAUGAAAAAAGGUUGAGGUUUUUGAGGUGGAGGAUUCAGUUUCUUGAGAGGAGUAUAAGGAAGUUGGAUUUUAGGUCUGGUGGUGUGAAUACUAUUUUUCAGGUUAACGAUUUGAAGAACGCGCCUGGACCGGCGAAGCGCGAGCUUCGGGUUGCUACCCAGCAGGCUCUGCAGCUGCUGCAGGAUAACUACCCUGAGUUUGUGGCCAAACAGGUUUUCAUCAAUGCCCCAUGGUGGUAUCUAGCUUUCUAUACAAUGAUCAGUCCGUUUAUGACUCAAAGGACUAAGAGCAAGUUUGUUUUCGCUAGCACCGCAAGGACUCCCGAAACCCUUUUUAAAUACGUGAGUCCUGAGCAUGUACCGAUUCAGUAUGGUGGGUUGAGUGUGGAUUACUGCGAUUGCAAUCCGGAAUUCACAAUUGAUGAUCCGGCCUCAGUGGUUACCGUUAGACCAUCCACCAAGCAGACAGUGGAGAUUAUAGUAAACGAGAAAUGCGUAUUCGUAUGGGAGCUACGUGUAGUUGGUUGGGAGGUAAGCUAUAGUGCCGAAUAUGUACCGAAUAACGAAAGCCAUUACACCAUAAUCAUACAAAAGGCUAAAAAGAUGACUCCGACCGAUGAACCAGUGAUUAGCCAUAGUUUCAAGAUCAGUGAGCUCGGGAAGAUACUUCUAACCGUCGACAACCCGACUUCCAAGAAGAAAACUCUGCUCUAUAGGUUCAAGGUGAACCCGCUUUCGGAAUAGAGAAGUUGCAUCAAGGGUUUACAUAUGAUCUGUGAAUCGAGUGUUUAUUUAUUUAUUUAUAGUUUUGUUGUAAGUUGUUGUGGCCUGAAGGUAGUUUUUAUGUUGUUUUUGGUUUGGUAUGAAAUUGUUUUUUAUGGUGUUAUGUACUUAAAUUUAUUUAAAAGGCUUGUAAGGUUUGAGGAAUUAUGAUUUUGAGGGUAGCAUACUCUUGGGCUGAA